UCUCGAGGCUAAGAUGAGCUGAACAAUGUCCGAGAUCUUACAAAAAAAUGGAAACUUAAAAAGAAAUAAAAAGAAAUAGAAAGAAAGAAAGAAGAAACCUACGGUUGUUCUGUUCCUUUCAAUUUCACCAAGCUUUAAUCUUUGCCUUCAAUUCUAUUUUCAACCAAACCUAACUCGUUAGCCCCCCUCCCUAUCUAUUUUAAUUACAAAGAAAAAAAAAAAAAGAAAUUUCGUUUGUUAAUCUAAAGAUCUAAUAAUCUUUAGAUGUGUCUGAAACCUUCGAUCGAAGAAGACAGAUGCUAGGAGCGAUCCACUUCGGAGUAUUAGCAGCGUGUUUCGUCCUCUUCGUCCCCAUGGCCAUGGCAGGCUGGCACCUCAGCAGGCACAAGAUGCUCUUCUUCAGCGGCGCUCUCUUCAUCUCCCUCGCCGUCUGCGUCCACCUCACCCCUUACUUCCCUUCCGUCUCCGACAUCGUCGCCUCCGUCUCCUCCGUCGUCGUCUACGAUCACCGCGUCUCGUGCAUCAACGAGGUGAACCAGAUCGUCUGGGACGUUAGGCCUCGACCUAGGAACAACAACGGUUCUUCGAAGCUCGAUUACUUCGAGAAGAAUUGGGAUUGGGUGAGAUCGAGGAAAGUUCAGAGCUGCGAGUUUCAGAAGUUGGAUAAGUUGGAUGUCUCCGAGCUGUUGAACGGAUCUUGGAUCGUUGUCGCUGGUGAUUCCCAGGCGAGGUUCGUGGCGUUGUCGUUAUUGGGCCUGGUGUUGGGCUCGGGGUCCGAAGCUAUGGGCUCGGUUAGAGAGGAGCUUUUCAAGAGGCAUAGCGAUUAUAGUAUUGUGGUUAAGGAGAUUGGGAUGAAGGUUGACUUCGUGUGGGCGCCUUACGAGAAGGAUCUUGACGAUCUCGUCGUGUCUUACAAGAAGAAGAACAAGUUUCCAGACGUUGUGAUCAUGGGGAGUGGGUUAUGGCAUAUGCUUCACGUCAACAACGCGUCAGAUUUUGGUUUCCAGCUGAAGGAGCUGAGGAGUCAUGUUGAGUUGUUAGUCCCCGUGAGGACCAAGGGGGAAGAAGGAGGAGGAGGAUCGGUUUCGGGGAGGUCUAUGCAUAUGUUUUGGAUAGGGAUGCCGGUUUUGAUCAACGGGAUGUUGAAUACUGAUGAGAAGAAGGAGAGGAUGAGUGAUACGGUGUGGCAUGAGUACGAUAGGUCGUUAGGGGAGAGUAAGAUCUUGCGUCAGAUGGGCGGGCCGCUUGUUUUGCUUGAUGUUCAGUCUUUUACUUGGAACUGUGGACCGCAGUGUACGCUUGAUGGGAUGCAUUAUGACUCUGCGGUGUAUGAUGCUGCUGUUCAUGUCAUGCUCAACGCGUUGCUUAUCGAAUCUAAUCAAACUUUGUGAGAGAUUGAUUACAGGUUUUUUUUUUUCAUUUCUUUUUAAUGUUUGAGAGUUUUAUUUGUAGAGUUUUAAAGAGAAAUGGGAUGUUCAUAGGAGUUUUUUUUUUUACGACACGGUGAUCCUUUUGGUCUAAAUGAUCUAAGUGAACUUACAUUCUUGGUUAUUGAUUAUAAAUCUUUCGACUUUGAAGUUAUAUUAUGCA
Molecule: messenger RNA, 1590 nt
Organism: Brassica oleracea var. oleracea
Lineage: Eukaryota; Viridiplantae; Streptophyta; Magnoliopsida; Brassicales; Brassicaceae
Exons: 1
Coding region: 297-1391 (364 amino acids)
Biological process (GO): carbohydrate metabolic process
Cellular component (GO): Golgi apparatus
Molecular function (GO): acetyltransferase activity
Source: RefSeq, a predicted model, not a curated record